AUGGCCGCUGAAUACUUCCGAUUCAUGGACUUGCCUGCCGAAUUGAGGCUCAUGGUCUACGAGUUCAUACCGGUCACCACACGCCAUUGCACCGUCUACGGCAAGCCUCCCGACGCCAAAUCACCCACUCAAGUUGUGCUUGUCACCAAGUCGCUCUCAUCCUCUAUCCUUUUGGCCAGUCAUGCGAUUUACAACGAAGCAAGCCCGGUCUUCGCAGUCAAGCUGGAGACACUGCGGACAGAGCCUACUCGCUUCCUACUUCAUGCCGGCGCAGUGUUUUUCUUCACAGAAUUGCUGGACAUCCUUGCCUGUGUAGGUCCUACUAAGUACACAAGGACGCUAAAAGAACUCAAGAAUGAUUUUGAGAUGGAUGUCAUUCAAAGCCACCGAUUUCUCAAAAAAGCCUCAUCGCUCCUAUAUCGAUCUGCAUCACAAGGAUACGGCCCCAAUAUCGCUCUCGUGGUUGAGCACAGACUGCGUCCCGGUCUUUAUCUCGAAACGGAAAUGCGACGUAUUAUCUGGGGGAUCGACUAUUAUUGCCGCAAGAACUUCCAUGGCAAAGGUCGCCUUGAUAUUCUCAUUUCCACAGGCGGUAACAUAACCUUGCACCACGAUUUUCCAGCACUCAACGACCUCGUAGAUUGGUGUAGUGAAGGGCUCGAAGUCGACAUGCAAGCUGGCCUGCUGGAAGACCAAGAAUGGGCUGAAAGUUGGCAAGAGGAUGAGAAAACCUGA
Molecule: messenger RNA, 735 nt
Organism: Parastagonospora nodorum SN15
Lineage: Eukaryota; Fungi; Ascomycota; Dothideomycetes; Pleosporales; Phaeosphaeriaceae
Exons: 2
Coding region: 1-735 (244 amino acids)
Source: RefSeq, a predicted model, not a curated record